AAACUCACAACUAAAUUUCCUUUAUCUAUCUUCAUAUCGCUUCUCAGUUCACUCUUUGAGAUUUCCGGCACAACGAAGAUGAAGCGUGAGGAGCAAGAAGAAAGGGACAUACUGUUUCAGACAGAUGACGACGAGGAAUGCCAAGUCAAUGACGAAGACGAUGAUUCCGGUUCAUAUUCUCCAUUAUCCCAGAACGAUUCGGCUCCAUGGCCUCAGAGUUAUCAACAAUCUGUGGAUAUCUUGACCGGAGCUAGUACACCUCCUACUACGACCAGUUUCAUUCAUCAGAGAGAUUCUCAGACAUCACUCACCAGCUCUAUCGCCUCCUUAUACAAAAGACGACAAAACUCUUUUCUAAGUUCUUUUGCUUCUUCAACAAGCAAACAACAGCUUCUCUCCCACAAAGACGAUGAUGACUCAGUCGUCAAAUCAUUACUUUCAUCGCAGCUCAAGUUAUCCAUCACAGAUCUCUCCUACGCAGAACCAGAUCUCUGCUCGUUUCCUCAAUCUGUUCUCAACGGAAUCAAUAUCCUAUGUGGAAUAGCUCUACUCACGAUGCCUUACGGGGUGAAAGAAGGAGGAUGGCUUGGGCUUUUUAUACUCUUCUUCUUCGGUAUCAUCACUUGCAACACCUGUAUUCUCCUCAAACGAUGUCUUGAAAGCUCACCUGGCCUCCGUACCUACCCGGACAUUGGUCAAGCUGCCUUUGGAUCCACCGGCCGCCUCAUCAUUUCCAUACUAUUGUAUAUGGAGUUAUACGCAGGUUGUGUGGAGUAUAUAAUCAUGAUGAGCGAUAACUUGUCGAGAAUUUUCCCAAACAUGUCACUAAACAUCGUUGGACUAUCUUUAGAUUCUUCUCAGAUCUUUGCCAUAUCAGCUACUCUUAUUGUUCUUCCGACAGUUUGGCUCAGAGACCUUAGCUUACUCUCCUAUCUCUCAGCCGGAGGGGUCUUCUCUUCGAUCAUGAUGGCUCUUUGUCUCUACUGGGUCGGGACGGUUGAUGGAGUUGGGUUUCGCCCGGGUGGACAAGCUCUUGAUCUCGCUAACUUACCUGUUGCGAUCGGGAUUUACGGGUUUGGGUUCAGCGGUCACGCGGUUUUCCCAAACAUUUACUCUUCCAUGAAAGAUCCAUCCAAGUUUCCUUUGGUGGUAGUCAUUAGUUUUGGUUUCUGCGUAUUCUUGUACAUAGUCGUAGCGAUUUGUGGCUACAGUAUGUUUGGUGAGGCCAUUCAAUCCGAGUUUACACUAAACAUGCCACAACAGUUCACGUCAUCCAAGAUCGCAGUUUGGAUAGCGGCAAUAACACCGAUGACCAAAUACGCAUUAGCUAUAACACCGAUCGUGCUAAGCUUAGAAGAACUUAUGCCGUCGUCACAGAGAUCCUACGGAGUAUCUAUGUUUCUUAGAACGAUUUUAGUUCUCUCAACUUUGGUCGUCGCACUUACACUCCCAUUUUUUGCGAUCAUGGGGGCUUUGAUGGGAUCAUUCCUUGCAAUGCUUGUCGCUGCUAUUAUUCCCUGUCUUUGUUAUCUCAGUAUCUUGAAGGGUAAAUUGAGUAAGACGCAAAUUGGAAUAUGCGUUUUCAUCAUAAUCUUUGGCGUUGUAAGCGGUUGCUGCGGGACGUAUUCCGCCAUUGGAAAAUUAGUAGGAGAAUUGAGUUGAUAUGGUACACUCUGAUGAACAAUGAAACGUAUAAGGCUUAGGCUCAACUAAUUCAUUAUUCUUGGGCUUUAAAUGACUCGCUAUUAAACUGUCCAAACCAAGUUUUCUGAAUUUUCCUUUUCUAAAAUAAAAUAAUUAAAUUAUAAUUGACAAAUCCAUCUCACACAUGCGAUCUUAAAAACUGUUGAAUGAAGUGAAGAUCGUUUGUGCUA
This is a messenger RNA of Camelina sativa (false flax), 1874 nucleotides long. Its product is annotated as amino acid transporter AVT1G-like. Gene Ontology annotation, biological process: amino acid transmembrane transport. Gene Ontology annotation, molecular function: L-amino acid transmembrane transporter activity. Gene Ontology annotation, cellular component: vacuolar membrane. The record is from RefSeq and is a predicted model, not a curated record. NCBI's taxonomy places the organism in Eukaryota, Viridiplantae, Streptophyta, Magnoliopsida, Brassicales, Brassicaceae.